Messenger RNA from Ceutorhynchus assimilis (cabbage seed weevil), 4030 nucleotides. NCBI's taxonomy places the organism in Eukaryota, Metazoa, Arthropoda, Insecta, Coleoptera, Curculionidae. The record is from the annotation of a GenBank genome assembly.
CGGUUCCAACCAUUCUUUCGAGUCUCCACAGAUAAAACAGUAGUUCAAAGAUUUGAACUUAAGAUAUCUGUAUUUUGUGUAUUUACUUCUUUUACCUUUAAAGAUUAAAGAACCAAUCAUACAAUUUGGCAACACUGUUGUUUUCUGAAAUUUCCACCAAUCAUAAUCGAGAAAAAGCCAACCAUAUCAUUCACCUCCAACCCCCAAAAAUCAUUUUCCAAUCUCCCGACCCCUAACCCAACGCGCAUUUAGAACUGCCAACUCCAAUCAGGGAAUUGAUUUUCAGGUGGAGUUGUUUGCUUUGUGCCCUCUUGUUUUCUGAAUCUGUCCAGAGGGGUUAUUGAAAUAUUCUUUGCAACCAACCAAUGAAAUGAGUGAAAUACUGCUGCAGUAUGGAUAUUUUAAUAACAAAAGUGCCCUGAAAAUGUAAUAUGGAAUUAUGUAUUAUAUGUUGGGACCUGUCUUGUGCUUCGUUUUACUUGUAAACGUUGCUAAAGUUGCUAGCUUUAAGCGAGUAUCAGUAGACAUAGGAAAAAACGUAACAAUAAAAUGUCCUUUAAAUUAUACAAGAGAUGUAAUGUGGGAACGGGAGGGCAAGAAACAAGGCACAAAUAUGAACAUGCACGUCUUACAAAGUGGCUCUCUAUUUUUGAUGGAAGCUGAUAGAAGUGAUUCUGGUAUUUAUAGCUGUAGCCGAGAGAAUGACGUCAAGGAUCUGAAGGGAAAAGUCAAUGUUACAGUGAGAACGCCCCCGCCACCAUUAAUAGUUUCAAUAAAACCUAGUACGAUAUUAGUUCUAGUAUGUUGGGAAGUUAACGGCACUGGUGGGUAUCCUAUUAUAUAUUUCACUGCCCAAUACCGGUUGGCGUUUACUAACGAUAGUUGGAUACCUAUUUCGCCCAAUCACAUCAUGCCGAAUUCAAGGCAACUUGAAGUUUAUAGCUUGAGACCGAAUACGACGUAUGAGUUUCGAAUGUGGGCUACAAAUCAACUAGGAAAAAGUUCUAUUUCCAACGUGUUAGCAACCACAAGAGGUCAAUAUCCAGAAAUAGAAUUAGCCAGACAUUUGUUGAAAGGGGCUGAUAAGUUCGACACUAGAUGGUGGGCGGCCGCGGUUGGAGUAGUCAUGGGAACUUUGAUUCUGCUUGGAAUUGGGACUUGUGUAUUACUCUACCAAGAGUGCAGAAAGCCAUAUUUUGACGAAGAUGAGCCGGAAAUAAUAGAACUAGUCCCAAAUAUAAUUUUGAAUCCCGGAUUUGAAGGCCCAAGCCACCGAAACGACAUCUCGCCAGAUGAAAAUUCCAACAAUGAAACCCCAAUUCGCCUUAACAACAACACUGUUGUACAACCACAAAACUUAUAACGCGCAUAAUACAUUUUGUACAAGUUUUUUUUGGAGACUAAAUAUGGAGUUUUUUUCCAAUAAAAAACAAUAAUUGCAACUAAAUUUUCAAGCUAAUGUUUCUUAGUAUUCAGUGCAAAUAAUUAUAAUAAUGUUCAGCAACAAUAUUUUUCAGUUAAUAGAUACAGCUACUUAUUAGACUUUAUUUUAUAAUAAGACAAUAUGGGCUGCAAUAGAAAAACAUAUCGAAUAUUUUUGUCAAAAUGUCAAAGAGUAGAUUAUAUUUAGGAAUACUCGACUAUAAAACAAAAUAAUGCAAUCAUAAUUUAGUGCAGAUGAGAUGCGAAGGCGCUAAUUAAUAUUUUUUACAAAAUUGGCUUCCUUAAAAUACGAGUGAGUUUAAUCUUAUUGGGUUUGGCCUUAUAUUUGAAUGGAUCAAAAUUUUACUUUUUAAUAAAUCAUGUUUUGUUUAUAUAAGCUUAUACUUAUUGGAAUAGCAACACAGACUUUUUCAAAUUUAAAAAAAUAAUAAUUUAAAAAUUUGAGGCGAAUUGAAUGAAUAAAUAAUACAUAUGUCAUUUAGUUUUAAAAUUAUUUGUUCAAUGUUUGUUCUACAUUUUAAAAUAAGGCCAAACCAAAACAUGAGUUGUGAGCAGUGUUCCAAAAAGAAAAACUAGUUGUUAUUAGUAUUAUAAAUUAUAUUUACAGGGUAUCCUGAGUAUAAAUGCGCUAAUAUUGAUUUUACUCCUAUUUGUGUAAAAUGUAGUGGCAUUUAGAUUGCGUUUAAACCCUUGUAUAGAUUGAUAAAGAUACAAGAAAUAUGUGCUUAAUAAUCAUAAGAAAACAUUAUCAGUGCCUCUAAGUAGAUAGGUAGAUAUUUGUCAAAAAAAAAGGAAUAUCUUUUUUUCUAAGUUGGAAUUCUAGUGGACAGAUUGUCGUCAAAGUGAAUUGAUCUGAAUAACACUCGAAUUAUUAAGACAGUCAGAUCCACUUAAAAUCGCCUAUUGAAAAACGUUGAUUUGGAAAUUCCAGCUGUUUGAAGACAGCACAUAGUAUGUUCUUUGAAUAUGAGAAUAUUCCCAGACUGAUCGUUAUUUGAUAGUUUUUCAUAAAAUAUAACAUUCCACAUUUUUAGUUUUUAGAUUUAGCUAGCAUAAACAUUUUUAUAUUGUGUGUGAUUGAGAUGCAAUGUUUGUUUGUAUGUAGAUAAUGAUCUACUGAAACUUUCGUGUGGCCCUCUGAAACAGGCUUUAGUUUUUUCGAAGGACAAAAUACUCUUAGUAUUUGGUAUUAGAAACAAUAUUUUGAAAUUGCAUUUUGAGAUCCAUCCACAGAUUCCUAGUUAAAUAACUGCCUGAAAUGCAUUACAUUAUUACAAUCUAGGAAAAUGCUAAAAUUGACUAUAAUCAAAAAACGAAAUAAAUUCAGUUUCAAGUCCCACUAAAGUAAUACAUCAUUUCAUUCGACAUAUUAUUGUCACAAAGUGUUUUAGUUCAGCCUAUUUGACUUAUUUUAGAAACAUUUUUAAUUUAAUUGCUUCGUAACUAUAGUUAUCUAGAUUACCUAAGGGAUGUAAGUGCAGUCAUGGACCAAGUCCAAGAGCACUAUGUUCCAAGUUAUGUAUUACACUUUUUCCACUUUUCUUCAUCUCUUUACUCUGGUACUGAUUUAAAUUCUGUUCACAAUCCGAUGUCCAAAGGUGCAGGUAAAUUUAUCACCUUCCCCUAUCAAAUAGCAUUGAAAGGUGAUACAUUUUACCUGUACCAGUGGACAUCGGAUUGUGAACGAAUAAUAAGUAGUGUCUAAAUGGUUUUUCUGAUAGUUCAUAUGACUUUGCAACUGUUACAAUUAUUUUUAAAUUUUAAAAUAUUAAUAUACAAACAUUUUAACUUAUCCAGAGAUUUACUGGUAUGUACAGUAAAAAUUUCCUCCACCAAAUCAAUGUGUUUUACGAAGGAGUGUGAAAAUAUUUUGAAUUCAUAUAAUGAACAGAAAUACCAUUGAGAAACCAACUAGACCAUUUGUGUCGUUUAUAAAACUAUGUUGUAUUCUUCACUGUCAUAUUAUAUGUGAUAUGUAUGUAUGAUAAUUAUUGUUAAGUAAUGUAUUCAUAGUUAGUAGUUCGGCAGUUCGCACAAAAAUAAUCAAAAAUUUAGCUAGAGCUCUUCCAAUUUCUUUUUGUAAUAAUUUUUUUUUAAUAUUACAAUCAACAUUACAAUAAAAAUGAGAUAUGGGUACGUUCACCAGAGGUAGUUGGGACAACAAUCGUGUUCAGCGGCACUCAGUAAAAGCCGCUUUUUGUCAGCUGCUACCGAUUUCUCUAAGCGGAAAAAAUGUACGCUUACCAACUUCAAGUUAGCUGCUGAGUACUGGUGAACAUAACGAUUGAAAUGAUUGAUCAUCAGAAAGUUUCGAGUGAGAUUUACCUGAUAAAUUGACAUUUUACAUGAAAAAUUUAAUUAGCGUAUUAAUUUGAGCUGUAUUGCUUCAAAUAAUUAGGAUAUUUUAACUAUAAUUUUUAUUUGACAAUUUUUGAAAUAACCAUGUUCCUUUGCCUAAAUGCGUUAAAAUCCUCAAGCGGGGCCACUUCAAAAAUCGAUUACCUAGCUAAGAUUAUUGAAUAAUUUUCCACUUUGUUGAGAAGAUAUUUAUGAAUCUCAAGAUUUUUUCAUGUGCAAUAAAAUGCUU